AAGCGAAGCAGCUCGUUGCGCGUCCGAGUGACCUCUCCUGUCCCCACUGCCCCAGCAGCGCUGAAUCACGGAUAGACUGGAAUAUAAAGUCUGUGCUCGGCUCCUGAUCUUGACUCUGACCUUCCUCCAUCCAGCAUGACGCGUCUCGAGUACACGAACAUCGACAAUGUUCCCAAGAUCCACGCGGAACUCAAGGAGACGUUCCGCAGUGGCAAGACUCGCCCCGUCCCCUUUCGCAAGGAGCAGCUGGCGCAGCUAGCAUGGCUGCUCAAAGACAACACCGACCGCAUCGCCGACGCCAUCCACACUGACCUUGGCAGACCUGCCAUCGAGUCCGACCUGCUCGAUAUAAACCCCAGCAUUGGCGAGGCCAAGGACGCGUACGACAACGUGGCCAAGUGGGCCAAGACCGAAAAGGCUCGCUGGACCUUCAACUUUUUUGCCAUGCGCCCAAAGAUACGCAAGGAGCCCAAGGGCGUCGUGCUCAUCAUUUCCCCCUUCAACUUCCCCGUUCUGCUUCUGCUCGGCCAUCUCGCCAGUGCGCUGGCCGCUGGCAACACGGUUGUGCUCAAGCCCUCAGAGCUAGUCCCUGCGACUAGCCAGCUGAUCUCGGACCUCAUAUCCCAAUACAUGGACCCUGGCGUCGUUCGGGUCGUCAACGGAGAUGUGUCUGUCACUACAAAGCUGCUUGAACUCCCUUGGGAUCAUAUUCUGUAUACAGGUAGUUCACGCGUCGCAAAGAUUAUUUGCACCGCUGCGGCAAAGCACCUAACUCCUGUCACGACUGAGCUCGGAGGCAAGUCGCCCGUGAUUAUCGACCCGAAAUGCGACAUGAAGCUCGCGGCGCGGCGCAUACUCUGGGGCAAGAUCGCGAACGCGGGCCAGACGUGUGUAGCGCCCGACUACGUGCUCGUUCCUCGCGAGGCGCAGGACGCGCUAGUGAACGAGCUAAUGGAAGUCUACCAGACUUUCUACCCAGAGGGGGAUCCCGCCACGUCCGCCUCCUUCUCCCGCAUCGUCUCGCAGGCGCACACGACGCGCAUCAAGCGGCUCAUCGACGGCACGAAGGGCACCGUCGUCGUCGGUGGCACGGUCGACGUCGAGAAGCGCUACAUCGCGCCGACGAUCAUCCGAGACGUGCCUGUGGACGACUCGACGAUGGACGAAGAGAUCUUUGGCCCCGUGCUGCCGAUCGUACCUGUCAGGGACGUCGAGGAGGCGAUCCAGAUCGUGAACUCGCGGGACCACCCGUUGUCGCUGUACGUCUUCACGCAGGACGCGGCCUUCAAGGAGAACGUCUUCAGCAGGACACAGAGUGGCGCGGCACUCGCGAACGAGGUGCUCGUGCACGUCGGAGCGACGGGCCUGCCCUUCGGCGGCAUCGGUCCCAGCGGCUCGGGCUCGCUCACGGGCAAGCACGGCUUCGACGCGUUCACGCACCUGCGCUCGACGCUCGACAACCCCAAGUGGGUCGACGCCAUCAUGAAGGGGCGCUACCCGCCGUACACCCCCGAAAAACUCGCGCGGCUGCGGACAGCGCUCAAGGUGCGCAUGCCGCCGCGCCCCGGCGGUGCCCGCCCGGCGCAGAAGAGUGCGUAAGCCGUAUGUGUGGGUCUGGACGCGCGGGCCGGCUGAGGUUGCUUUCUUGUCUGUCUCUGGUGCGGGUUGGCGUGGAUAUAGAUGUGUGUAUGUUGUGGGACUCUUGGAUACAUCCUGUGUCGAGUUAUUGUACCUACGCCUGUAAUUUCA
Messenger RNA from Phanerochaete carnosa HHB-10118-sp, 1749 nucleotides. RefSeq lists its product as uncharacterized. Gene Ontology annotation, molecular function: aldehyde dehydrogenase (NAD+) activity. Bases 136 to 1599 code for a protein of 487 amino acids. The record is from RefSeq and is a predicted model, not a curated record. Gene Ontology annotation, cellular component: cytoplasm. Gene Ontology annotation, biological process: aldehyde metabolic process. NCBI's taxonomy places the organism in Eukaryota, Fungi, Basidiomycota, Agaricomycetes, Polyporales, Phanerochaetaceae. The transcript is spliced from 18 exons.